AAGCUCAAGAUUACGGUCAAAGACCUGGUCACUAGAAUCAAGCGUAAGCUGAAUGAUAGCAGCAGUAACAUCAGGGCGUCGUCAACGGCCUCGCCAGCCACUCAACUCGAGCAGGACGCAAUAGCGCGCGCCCGGCUCCCUUCCACCACCCCUGCCACGGAGCGCAUGAGCCUUGACAAGUGA
Molecule: messenger RNA, 183 nt
Organism: Aureobasidium uvarum
Lineage: Eukaryota; Fungi; Ascomycota; Dothideomycetes; Dothideales; Saccotheciaceae
Source: the annotation of a GenBank genome assembly